Molecule: messenger RNA, 768 nt
Organism: Papaver somniferum (opium poppy)
Lineage: Eukaryota; Viridiplantae; Streptophyta; Magnoliopsida; Ranunculales; Papaveraceae
Product: inositol transporter 1-like
Exons: 3
Coding region: 92-430 (112 amino acids)
Source: RefSeq, a predicted model, not a curated record
UAUCACUUUCCCUUUUCUGGAUUGUGUAACAAAAUUAUCAGAGGAGUUAUUAAUUAAUCCACUGAACUGCUGGAUUUGAGAGAAAUAACAAAUGAUAUUGGAAGACGAUAGAAUGGAAAAUGGAAUAGGAGGCAAAGAUAAUGAAAUCCUAACACCUCGUUUAUCUUCGAUAUUGUAUCUCACACUGAGUGCUAGUAUCGGAGGACUUAUUUUUGGUUAUUACGUUGGAUUUAUCAUUGUUCGGUUUGGUGUGUUAAGUGAUCUUGAUUCUAUUCUGCAAGAAACGGUUCGAACAGGGUUGGUUGGGGCAAUUGUGGGUGCUGCAGCUGGUGGUUGGAUAAAUGAUUGUUGGGGUCGAAAAUUUUCCAUCUUGCUUGCUGAUAUUAGUACUGCGAAUAUAAUGUUUUCAAAGGAACAAUUCCGGUUUUGAUGAUCUUUGCAUUUUAUAGCCUUUCGUGUUCGGUCAGCCUAGAAAACUUUCCAUGGAUCAUAAACUCACAAAUAUACCCGACAGAAGUUAGAGGAAUAUAUGGAGGGACAGCUGCAGCGGUUAAUUGGAUCUUUUUCCUUAUUAUAAUCAUAUUAUCUUAUUUAAUAACUAAAAUCGGAGGGCCUCUCUUCAUGUUUCUACUGAUCAGUUUGUUUUCUUUCUUCGUUUCGUGGCUGAUCCAGUUGUUUGAACCCGACAAUGUCUUUACCAGGAAAAAGUAAAGGUGUUGAGUGAGUUGUAAACACUAUGUCACUGCAAAAGGAUACCAUCAUACAUUU